GUUUCAUAUUCUUUAUUCUUCGCUUUCUCUUUCUCACUCGGUUAAAAAAUAAAACAGAGUUUACAGUUCGCUUUUAAAUAUUAAAGGCAAAAUCUUUUUCCAUGUUCUAAACUUACCAAUCACAUUCCUUAAUCACUCGCUCUCUCUCCCCCUAAAUUCACCCGUUAAUUACAAUCUAAACUUCUUCCUCUCUAUCUCUCAUAUUUCUGUCAUUUUAGUUUCUGGGUUUUGUCCAAAACCGUGAAAUAGAGUGUCUAAUCUUGCCAAAAAAAAAAAGAAAAAAAAAACUGUUAAAAAUGACAGUAGAGCGAGUAAUCAGUGAAACAAAGGAUCAGUUUCCCAUUGGCAUGCGAGUUUUGGCCGUUGACGAUGACCCAACUUGCCUUUUACUGCUCGAGACUCUUCUUCGUCGAUGCCAGUACAAUGUUACCACAACAAGUCAGGCUAUCACAGCAUUGAAGUUGUUGAGAGAAAACAAGAACAAGUUUGACUUGGUCAUCAGCGACGUCCAUAUGCCCGACAUGGAUGGUUUUAAGUUACUUGAGCUUGUGGGGCUUGAGAUGGACCUGCCUGUCAUAAUGUUAUCUGCAAAUGGUGAUACCAAGCUUGUGAUGAAGGGGAUCACUCAUGGAGCUUGUGAUUAUUUGCUGAAACCUCUUCGAAUUGAGGAGCUGCAAAAUAUCUGGCAACAUGUAGUCAGAAGAAAGAAAUUUGACAGGAAAGACCGGUAUAAUUCUGGCAGCCAAGACAAGCCUCAUACUGAGGCUGCAGGGAUAGGAAAUGUUGAUCAGAAUAGGAAGUUCAAUAAAAAGCGGAAGGACCAGAAUGAAGAUGAGGAUGAGGAUCAUGAUGAAAAUGGGCAUGAUAAUGAGGAUCCAUUAACCCAAAAGAAACCUCGUGUUGUUUGGUCAGUGGAGUUGCAUCGCAAAUUUGUUUUAGCAGUUAACCAAUUGGGCAUUGACAAGGCUGUACCUAAAAAGAUCCUAGAAUUGAUGAAUGUUGAAAAGCUUACCAGAGAAAAUGUUGCCAGCCAUCUCCAGAAAUUUAGGCUUUACCUAAAAAGACUCAGCUGUGUGGCAACCCAGCAAGCUAACAUGGCUGCUGCCUUAGGCAGUGUAGAUUCUACCUAUUCACGGAUGGGGUCUCUGAAUGGACUUGAGAAUUUCCAUACUUUGGCUGGAUCUGAUCAGCUUCACAAUGCAGCCUUUAGAUCUUUCCCACCUAGUGGGGUGCUUGGAAUAUUGAACACACCUGCUGGGCUAGGUAUGCAUGGCCUUCCUUCUCCAGGAAUGAUUCAAUUAAGUCAUGUGCAAAACUCGGGCAGUACCUGUAAUGAUCAGAGCAAGUUGCAAUCUUUUGUAAUUUCUGGAAACCAUAAUGCUAACAUUCUACAAGGGAUGCAAAUGUCAUUAGAACUUGAUCAACUACAAAAUAACAAGGGUGUUAGCCAUAUUGGAGAGCAGCCGACUGCCAAUAAUACGACUGUUUUCCCUGUUUCUGUCAGUUUAAUUGAUGCAAGAAUAACUGGAUGUUCCAAUAAUCCACUUAUUGGUAUUAAAAGCAAAUCCUUGAUGUUAGAAGGAAGCUCUCAGCAGGCCACUUUGCAUGCUAGUGCCAGUAAUUUGAGGGACAGUGUUUCUGCAAUGGGCUACCAAAACGGGAAUAAUUUAUCUGACUUUACUUCCGUAGCUCCCGCUCCCAAUCAAUUGUGGGAUUCAAAAGCAGAUUUACAAGGCCAAGCAUGCCCAAUCAGCUGUAAUGCAGGGCAAAUAAUCAGAAGUGCUCCUCAAGAAUUGAAUGACCCUAGAAAAGAUGCCCCUUACCAAUUAAAUGUUUUGUGUUCAAUAAAUUCUUCGAUCCCUGUUAAUGGUGCUAUGGUUCAGUUGGGCCAGUGCUUGGACCGAAAUAACCCAAUUCUCUGCAGAAAUAUGGACUUGGAUUCCAUUGGACCACCAAAUUUUGUUGAUCCCUUAUCCAUCAAGCAUGGUGAAGGUGACAACUCAGCUUUGGAGUCGUCAGCUAUUGAAAAGGAUGGGUAUCUUAUAGUCCAACCAAGGCCACAGGGAAGUUACAUUCCUGAUAACAUUGGCUCCUUGGAAGAUCUGGCCAAUGCAAUGAUGAGACGGGAGCAAGAUAAAGGGAAACCAGCAAAUGGCGAUUUUGGAUGCAAUGCUUAUUCUCUCAGGACUUGCAUAUGAGAUUAGAAUGUAGCUACUAACAGCAAAAGAAGGAUCUGCUUUACAAGCAUUGCUCCUCUUGAUAGUUUUGCCUCAUGUAACUGAUAACAAAUCUAUCUAUUAUCUUAUAUAUGCCAUUAUCAACCUUUUCUCUGUUCUUUUCUCGUCUAUUUCUGGCAAGUUGUAGUUUUUAUUCUGUCUUAUAACAUCUUAAGAGCUCAGUUUUUCUAGUUGAUUGAGAAGGGCAACUUCUCCUGCUAGGGCCUGCCUGAUAUUGUAUAAUGAAUAAAUAUUAAAUGCUUAUGGUCCCAACUAUGCAUUGUGGAAAUUUUAUAGUGUUUGCUUUUAUGUGUACACGCUUUACUUCAUGUUUUAUGCUAGCUAUGUUUCAUUAUUAAGAUUAGUUUCGGAUUCUUCAGGACCCCAUUUUAAAAUUAAGAAGGGGCAUCGUUUCUUCAAGAAAAGCGCAGCCCAAUAUUCUGAUACGAGUCCAGAUUGCCAACAGGGUUGGUAGGUUGAAACGGUAAGAUUUGAAUAUUUGAUUAGUAAGCUUUAAAUUCGGAUUUCAUUGUCAAUAGGCUCAUUUGGUUAAUGAUUUGUAAUCCAAAGUAAGAUUUUAUUGUACUUACGACUUGCUA
Molecule: messenger RNA, 2815 nt
Organism: Durio zibethinus
Lineage: Eukaryota; Viridiplantae; Streptophyta; Magnoliopsida; Malvales; Malvaceae
Product: two-component response regulator ARR12-like
Biological process (GO): cytokinin-activated signaling pathway; phosphorelay signal transduction system
Molecular function (GO): DNA-binding transcription factor activity; DNA binding
Source: RefSeq, a predicted model, not a curated record